Molecule: messenger RNA, 1122 nt
Organism: Amphibalanus amphitrite
Lineage: Eukaryota; Metazoa; Arthropoda; Thecostraca; Balanomorpha; Balanidae
Exons: 1
Coding region: 1-1122 (373 amino acids)
Source: RefSeq, a predicted model, not a curated record
AUGACUUUUCCUGAUAUGGGUGCAAAUGUUAGGAAUGAUCAUCUUUUCAAGCAGAUGCAAGAUGAAGAUCACCACACUGGCAUUUCACCACUAUCAGUGCUGAAUGUUGGGAUGGUUUCUUGUUUCCCUCUGGACUACAUGCAUUUGGUCUGCUUAGGGGUUAUGAGGAAGCUGGUAGCCCUGUGGCUGCAGGGUCCUUUACUCUGUAGGCUUCCUGGGCACGCAGUUAGAGAAAUAUCAGAACGCCUGAAAGGUCUGUAUGGAAGUGUGCCUCAGGACUUUGGACGACGACCAAGGUCAUUGAAUGAAUUCCGGAUGUGGAAGGCAGUGGAGUUCCGACAGAUUUUGCUGUACACCGGCCCAGUUGUGUUGAGUGGUGUCCUUCCAAAGAAAAAUUACCACCACUUUCUUCUUCUGUCUGUUGCCAUGCGCCUUCUCCUGAGUGAGAAGCCGACUGCGGAGGAGAUUGACUAUGCUGAGAAACUGCUACGCAUGUUUGUGGUGGAGUUCCCUGCAUUGUAUGGCAAAGAGAAUGUUGUUUACAAUGUGCAUUCCCUCAUUCAUAUCGCUGAUGAUGCCAGAAAGUUUGGGGGUUUAGAUGGCAUAUCUGCUUUUGUGUUUGAGAACUUCCUGAAGGACUUGAAGAAAUUGGUCAGGAAGCAGCAUCAGGUAGUUCCUCAGAUAGUGCGUCGGGUCCUCGAGGCACAACAGGUUGAUUCUUCACUAAAAGGGCUCGAGUCUAGUGUACAAGGUGAACACUUCAGUGGGCCAGUGCCAGACGAAUGCAAUGGGCACUACAGACAGUUCACAAAGUUGAACGGAAAAUUGGUACUCUCCAUCAAAGACAGGGACUGCUACAUUGAAUGCGAUGGAGGAAUUUUCAAGAUACUCAACAUCAUCCAGGACAAAUCGGGUGAGGUCAAGCUUGUGACCGAUCAGUUUGAAAAAGUGGGGGAUCAGUUCAGCUUCCCUUUGCCUUCAUCUAGUCUUGGCAUUGUUCAUGUCAGACAAGGAUCAAAGAGGAUGAAUGUUACUGACCUGAAGUCCAUCUCUCACAAGCUUUGGUUGAUGAAAGAUGCUCAUGGCGUUUCUAUCGUAGUUCCACUGCUUCAUAACGCCUAG